Vitrella brassicaformis is the source of this 1707-nucleotide messenger RNA. The record is from the annotation of a GenBank genome assembly. NCBI's taxonomy places the organism in Eukaryota, Vitrellaceae.
CCCAUGACAGACUCCUUCAUGAAAUGUCCAUCGCUGCGUGCGUCGAAUGACUCACUUGUGCGCUGCUACCAACCAGUUUGUCCCAUCGUCUUGCAUUCAAGACACAAAAAUCGACAUACACACACACAUUGCCCUCCUACCGAAAUGCCCCUCUUAUAUUCAGCACACUCACUACCCGAUUGAUCACCCAACCCACUCGACGGCAAAUCACAUCACCCUCCCGCCACAAUUUCCCUCAUCAGCUGCUUCGCCCUCUCAUAAUAGCCUUGUGGGUCCCUGGCCGUCCCGCUAGAGCCAAAUCCCUUGCCAUAUAGAUUGAGGUGGUUCAAGAGGUGGUACAGGCGGUAGAGCUGCUGCCGCUGGUGGAAGCCCGGCUGCUGGGGCAGGUGGUGGUGGUAAGCGUGAUAAAAUGCCGGUCCGAAGCCUCCAAACAGAGUGGAGAUGGCAAGAUCAAACUCGGCUGCGCCCGACCAGCAAGCCGGGUCGUAGACCACGGGGUUCCUGUCGCUGUCAGCCCCACAAUUGCCCAGCCACAGAUCUCCAUGCAGCAGAGAGGGUGUGGUCUGAUCCACUUCGCUGAGGAUCGCAUCAGCUCUCUCGAACAAGCGUGGCCCGAACCGCUCGAUGCCGUCGUCGGCGGCCGGACACGCGAACCUUCUGCUGGCCUCAUUGUAGAGGGGCAGCAGCCUGUUCAUGAUACAGAAAUCCCUGAAGCUGGUCCGCCACGUGUUGUCCUGCAAAGCAAAGAAGACAGCGCAGCCACAGACACAGACACACAGUCACACUCAGUCGCGUGUGAUAUCUCUUGAACCGCAUCCAUCACCUGGAUGGUGCCGCCCAGGAAGUUAUGUGACGUCCAGCCGUAUUUGCCCACCCCCCUGUCGUUGCCACACGGCAUCAUGUGCAGCUGGGCGAGCUGCUCGCCAAGCUUGGCGAGUGUGGAAGGGAUCGACGCGCCGAAGGGGACGAACUGGAUGUGCUCCAUGAGAAGGAACGCACCGCCGAGGGGCAGAUGGCCGACGGCAAAAGACUCGGGCACACGAAGGGUGCGGGUGUCUGCGUCAAGUGACAGAGAGGGAGGGGGAGGGCGGAUGGCUCACAUGACAAACCAUGAUGGGGCAUCUGCUGCUUGUUGUGUGUGUGUGUGUUUCAUCGUUUCAUCACUCACUUCGCAGAGCGUUGAGUGAUUCCAUCUCGCACCGGAAGUUGGCGGUGGUGUUGCGCUCGUUCUGCUUACAAAGGAAGGUGCCCCCAGUGGCGGUGUACAGGAAAUGACGGUUGAAUAAACCUGCGACGCGCGCACACACACACACACACACACACAUUCACCAUCAUAACAUAUGUCACAUCACAGUGCAAAUCCCCCGCUCAUGGUUCACCUGGUCCAGGCGUCACCUCCUUGACCUCUGUCACCUUGCCGCCGCCAAUCUCCUCUAUCUUCUCAAUGACCGGGUCCCUCAGCAGCGCCGGAAUCCUCACGUCAUCGAAGAGCUGUCUGGGCCGAUCCGCUGACGAGUCAUCUGCCGGCGGUGCCGUCAUGUGCAGUAAGUGCCGUAGACCUCUCCGCCGCCUCCAUGAGUGUCUGUCCGCCCUCCAGAAAGCACGUCGUUGGAUGUGAAGCCUGAAAGCGCUUGUAGAGAUGAGCAGACUGGGGAAGAGAGCAAGGGCAGCAACCACACACAGCAUCGAGCUGCCACCUUCUUCCCG